AUGGACACCCCACCUGACGUCCAAUCGGCCUUCCUAAUUUACAACGUUGAAACGAGUCCAAUUCGAAAUGCUGAAAAAUCGAACGUCAUAAAGCAGUUUAACAAAAAAAUUAAGCGACACGAAAAGGUCCUACUAAACAGCCACUACAAACAUGUGAAUAAUUUUUCCUACUCUACAGAUAUAUUUCACAAUUUUUAUAAAAUAACAGAAUAUUAUCUUUUAAAAUAUGUGAACAGCAUCAUUAUUGAUUCUACCCUAUUUUUUAAGUGCGUUCACGAGGUGAGAAGUGGCUCCUCUGGCUUGGCUCAAAAUGGCGAGGAGGGGUUACAAAAGAGCUUUUGCCCACGUGAGGAGACUCAGGGGGGAAAUUUAGAACCGAAAAAUGAAGUGACAGCCGACUUUACCUUCGACUGUGAAAUUCUGCGCAACUUUGUAGAAAAUUUCAAAAGGGUGAACAGUUCAAUUGUGCGAGGUGCCAAAGGGGGUGGAAAGCAAAACAGAAGCGGGAAGUCCCAAAAAAAAGACGCUAGUGAAGAUGCAAACUGGGGAAGCACCACCAACAAUGCAGAAGGCAACCCUAGAGGAGGCACAGAGGAACCUCAAAACUGCGCGUUUAGAAAAUCCUUCUUGUACGAACUGUGCGAAGUGCACAGCCGCUUCCAUAACAAGAAAAAGAGAAUGAUAUGUAUUACCAAAAUUUUCCGCAAAAUUGUUAGUAGGAAGCAAAUUAGACAAUUCAUAUGCGAAAAUGAUAAGAGGAAAAAAAAAAAUUACCUACGAUUCUUUCUCAAUUUAUCUUUGGGUAUUUUUAUAUACCUCUACAUGCACAGGUACAUCAAAAAGAACUACAGAAAUGUAGAAUUCUUUAUAUUUUUGAAUAACCCCCAAAAUGUUAAAGACAUAUAUGUCAACAUGGUGCCCCACAUGGAAAAGCAACAAAUCUGUAGCUUCAUCCAGUUUGUAAAAUCGCUAAACAUCCGGAUGUUUCGAUACGUGUACAUAACGUUCUUUGUGAAGGUAUAUAAGCACGUUAACUUAAUAUACAACGUCACGCUUUUGGCCCUCUACAGCUAUUUUAAAUACUUAAAUGAGGGCAUGGAGGGAAGCAACCGCGGCAGUGAAAAAAGCGAACCGGGUGAAGCCGUAACGAAUGAGGAUAGGGAAGCUAAUUCGCUCAGAAAAAGCACGCAAAACUACCGAAACGGGUCGCAAACAGAUGCAGACACAGAAAGGGCUGCACCAAAUAAACAUCAAAGCUGUGAACGGGUGAAUAGCGUAACCGGUGAGAAGUCCCCAAACGGAAUGAACAACAAAAGGGAAGCGGAAGAUGCGUCAACUUGGAGUGGAAGACAACACUCCAACCCGGGGUCCCCCAACUGCAGAGAAAAAAAUACCCACGAAAUUGUCCUCAGCUGUUACGUGUACCUUUUCAUAUUUUACCACUACGUAAGGGACACAAGAAAAAGGAUGAAGUCGGAAAUUCUGAGGAUACAAAAUGGUGUUAAAGAAAUGAUUGCCUUAUUUGUUAAAAUAUAUGACAUAAAUAAAAGAGGCAGUGCUGGUGAGAACGGGCCCAGCGAUUUGCAUAGCAGUGAGGGGGCCAUCCAUUUGCGUGACCGCCUCUGCAGCAGCGGGGGCACCAGCGACCCCACUGCCGAUCCUGUGCAUUCCCUAUAUUUUAACUUCAUACAGCUGAGCAAAUGCUACAGAAGCUGCGUAAAAACGAAUUACCAACUCAUCAAAUCGGUUCACAUGUUCCAUUUAUUAUUAAAACAUUUUUACAAACACUUCCCCAUUUUGAAUGUAAAAAAUGACAAGUGCAUUAUAUACAAUUACUGCAACAAACAUUUUAUACAUUACUCCAAAAGGGUUGAGAAAAAUGGACGCGCUGAAACUAUAUUUUGUACGGAAGAAAAAAAUAGACAAAAGGGAAGUGGGAACAACCCCCCCUUGGACGUCUUUAAAAAUGUGAGUGAUUACGAGUUGGAUUUUUUUUACUUCCAUGAAAAGGAAAACGGAGAAGAGGAAAUAAUCAAAGAUUUAGUGCAGAGCAGGGAAGAGGAAUCCUUUGACCAUUUAUUUCGGGCCGACGAGGGGGACAAAGGUUCCUCUCCCCGACGUUCGCGCGCCUGUGCGGGGGGGCAUCCCUCAAGCGAGAGCGACGGCAAAAAUGGGCACACAAGUGAGCACACAAGUGAGCACAAAAGUGAGCACCUAAAUGAAGAGCAAAACGAUGAAGCAGAUGCGCUGGAACCCUCCAAGGGGGUGUUCCUAAACUGCGUUAACAAUGGCCUGGACGCUCUUCUGAUCAACGCUGGCGGGGAAUUGGGAGGCAACCCGGGGAAAACGCAACCAGACGGACACGCCUCAAUAGGGCACAACUCAAUCACUGACAAUGUGUGCGAUCCGGCCGCUUCUCACAAGGGUUCCAUUUUCUCGACCCUCAGAAAGAGCCCCAUACUGCAGCUUUUAAGAAGUAACAUGAAAAUUUACCGCAAAAUAACUGCCGUGAUGGAAACCUUCUCCAGCAGCAAAUUGGAAGGAACAAUAAAAAAUUGCCUGCAUGACUUGAACAGAUAUAGUAAAAACGCUCUGGACAUCUACGACGAUAGCCUUUUCGACGUCCAAUACAAAAUUGAAAGAGAGGCCACGCUCGAGAGUGAAGAGUCAAGAAGAAACAAAAAACUGUUACAGGUGAAAAUCUUUUUGGACUAUGAAAAGCUGUAUACGAAAAAAACGGUUGAGACGCAAACACCUGUUUCGUUUUUUAGAAAAGAUAAGGUCAUUCAAAUUCCAAAGGAUGAAGGAGUUUCCACAACAUCGGAGCAGUACAUACAGGCGAAGAGGGUGGCGAAUCCUAUUUUUUAUUUGAAAGAUAUAUACGAUUAA
This is a messenger RNA of Plasmodium vivax (malaria parasite P. vivax), 2889 nucleotides long. RefSeq lists its product as hypothetical. The coding region runs from base 1 to 2889 and encodes 962 amino acids. NCBI's taxonomy places the organism in Eukaryota, Apicomplexa, Aconoidasida, Haemosporida, Plasmodiidae. The transcript has a single exon. The record is from RefSeq and is a predicted model, not a curated record.